Molecule: messenger RNA, 1818 nt
Organism: Naegleria gruberi
Lineage: Eukaryota; Heterolobosea; Eutetramitea; Acrasida; Naegleriidae
Exons: 1
Coding region: 1-1818 (605 amino acids)
Biological process (GO): 7-methylguanosine mRNA capping
Molecular function (GO): mRNA guanylyltransferase activity; ATP binding
Source: RefSeq, a predicted model, not a curated record
AUGAUGGAUCCUUCUGUUCAAUUUGAUCGACAGGAAGGAACCAAUUUCUUGAGAAAUAUUAUUCGUAAGAACCUUGGAGACUCUUAUCAGGAAGGAAUAUUCCCAGGACCAAUGGCUGUACAGCUUUCCAGGACUUCCCUUCAUCUAUUGAGUGAGCACGAUUAUUAUAUUACAGAAAAAUCAGAUGGUAUUCGUGCCAUGUGUUUAAUGUUGAGAAGCAAGGAAUUUCCUAGAUGGGUUCAUGAUUCGGAUAAUACUCAACAAUUUGAUUUGAAGAAUAAUUGUGCUAUUGAAUGUAUUUAUCAUCAUGCUAAACAAGCUGGAAAGGACACUACUUUAAAAGUAACUUGUAUGGAAAAUACAAAUUUACAAUAUUUAAGUAGAACCAAUACAGUACUGCUGAUUGAUACAGUAACAAACUCUUCAAUCAAGUUGAAAAGAUUGAAAGGAUGGUCCUUUUCAUUCUUUUUUGAUAGAACUUUUGAAUUUUAUCUUAGUAUUGAGGAAAUUGCAUUUCCAUCAAGAGAUAAUAUUAAUAGAAAAACUAAAACACUCGAGGAAUGUCGCUAUCAAGAUAUUGUAAUCUUGGAUGGUGAAAUAGUCUUUAACUUGAAAGAACAACGAAAUAAUUAUUCAAUUUAUGACCUAAUUACAUUUUGCAAAGAAAAGGUAAUUUCAGCAAGAGCAGAAUCUAUGAACAACCGAUAUGAAUUCAUAGAAAAAUACAUUACCGAUCCACAUUAUCACUAUUAUAAAAUCAUUUUAAAGAGAGAUCCACCAAAAUGUUUAAAACUCAUCCGUAAACAUUUCUAUGAAAAGUCUAAAUUGAUGGAAGUAAUGGAAUGCAUUAAGGAGGAUCCAGAAACUGGUGAAUACUUGUACAAAAAUUACAAUAAGAAUGAUGGAUUGGUUUUCACUCCAAAGGAUGCAGUCCUGAGUGCUUUCAAACCAGGUGCUAAUAACUACCUGUUAAAGUGGAAAUGGCCAAACAAACUAACCUGUGAUUUCCUAGUUUCACCAGAUGAAAAUUCAAGUUUGAAAGAACAUGCAGAAGGUGCCAAUGACAAUUUAUUCCAUGUAUAUUUCCAAUUUUCAAAGAUUAGUCACUUUUUCGAUACUGUUCAAGUGAAGGAUAUUAGUCCACAUAUUUUGGCUAAAUUCUUGGAUCUUCAAAAGGGAACUGGAUUAAUUGUUGAAAUGGGAUUCGACUCGACUAAAAGUGGAUGGUAUUUCCUUCUCAUUCGUGAAGAUAAGACUUCACCAAAUGCCUUUAAAACUGUUGCCAAUACUGUUGAGAAUAUGAUUGAAAAUAUCACCAUUGAUGAUUUGAAACAUUACAUUAGCCCAAAUUCCAACUCUGAUAACUACCAUAAAUAUGUCCAAUCAAGAGGCACAUUUACAGAACUAUACAGAGAAAGAGUCAUUAGAAUGAAUCAAGUUGCUUAUUUCAGACUGCAACACGUUGCACAAAAACUCUCACUUCAAUUCUGUAUUAAGGGUGAUGAAGGUGAUAUUUGGAGAGUUCAUUGUAUGGAAGUUGAUGUUGAUGCUAAUUUUGUUAAUACCAUCGAUUUGAGUUCAAUUAGAAAUAGGAAUGAGCAAAUUGCCAAGGCAUACUUCCAUCCUCUAGAUGGUAGAUACAAGAUUAUUGAACUUGUAGAUUCACGUUAUGCUGAAUAUUGUGAAGGAUCUUUCCUUUUGAAACAACUCUUAAAGAUGGAAUCAACCAAGAAUGAAAUUCAAAAGAGAUUGAAACGAGAGGAUAAUCCAACCAAUAAUUCCAAAUAUGAACCAUCCCAAAAGAAGGUCAAACAAUAA